AUGACGUCCAGACCGCACGGGUUGACGGCAACCCAAGUGAUUGAGCUGCUCCAAAGUGACACAGUCACGAUAUGCCCACUGAGCAUGGUUCUCCCAUUUACCGAGGGUAUCAGCCAAGUUCUGAUUGCGCUGCCGUCGCAAUCCACUGAUGUUUUCGGUAUCGAAGAUGAUGAGCCCGCAAGGGAUAUUCUACUGAAAGAAAUGUCAAUUGCUCUGUCGAAGACCCCAAUGUGGUCCACGGCAGGACCUGGCACCAUAUCUGCCAUCGAGGCGGCCGCAGUGAUCCUUCGAGAAAGAGGAAUCAAGGUUGAAGAGAUCUCAUUUCCACCUGGAAUGUCGGAUCCUAAGGAACUCGAGAGACUCCAGGAAGUCAUCACUCAAGCUGAAGCACGGGUCUCCUUUCUUCGAGAAUACCGAAUAGACAAGGACAAUCUGGCUCCGGAGCUUCAUGAGAUAGUCGAGAACAACGACAGAAUUACGCAUAAAGAGAGGGCUCAGGCUUCUGACAGCGCAGAAAACGAGGCUCCUGUGGGGCUUGGUGAUAUGGGUCGCGCGACCUUCAACACGAUGUGGACGGUUAGUGUUUCCUUGCAUCUGUCGCCGGCUCGCCUGGAGGACAAUUUACAGGGUUCCUAUAUGCCUGUAGUCAACAUUCCCGCCUUUUCGGGGUCCGAUGAUAUGCCUAUGGGCGUGUCACUCGUAGGUCCAAGGUUCCGGGAUCAGCAACUGCUAAGGACAGCCCCGGUUCUUGCUGAGAUCUUGAGAGACUGGGCCCCGAUACAGCUGUGAGAGUUUGCGUGAACACAAGCC
Molecule: messenger RNA, 810 nt
Organism: Colletotrichum acutatum
Lineage: Eukaryota; Fungi; Ascomycota; Sordariomycetes; Glomerellales; Glomerellaceae
Exons: 3
Coding region: 1-789 (262 amino acids)
Source: RefSeq, a predicted model, not a curated record